Molecule: messenger RNA, 2775 nt
Organism: Puma concolor (puma)
Lineage: Eukaryota; Metazoa; Chordata; Mammalia; Carnivora; Felidae
Source: RefSeq, a predicted model, not a curated record
GCUUCCCGAGGCUCGGGUCACCUGUGGACGCGUUCUUAUGGGUCCAGAUACAGCUAGUGACACCUGAGCCACUCAAGGCAGGAAGAACUCUGAGCUGAGCAGUGGAGGCCUCUCUGGAUCUGGAGAGAAGAGGUCACCUUGGAACCAGUAAUGAGCCAUCCUGACUGCAGGCUGAACCUCCGGCCCCUGGGGACCCCCAGAGGUGUGUCCUCUGUGGUUGGCCCACAUGGUGUUGGUGCUUCGCCAGGUGACAAAAAGGCAAAGAGCAAGUCCGUACGAGGGAAGAAAAAGAGCAUAUUUGAAACCUACAUGUCCAAGGAGGAUGUUUCAGAAGGCUUGAAGAGAGGAACACUUAUUCAGGGUGUAUUGAGAAUUAAUCCAAAGAAGUUUCAUGAAGCCUUCAUUCCUUCCCCGGAUGGUGAUCGAGACAUUUUUAUUGAUGGUGUUGUUGCUCGUAAUAGAGCCUUGAAUGGGGAUCUGGUGGUCGUGAAGCUGCUUCCAGAAGAGCAGUGGAAGGUAAUUAAACCAGAGAGCAAUGACAAAGAAACAGAAGGUACCGAUGAAUUAGAUCUCCCUGAAGAGCUCUGUGGAAGCCAUCUCCCGCAGCAGUCCGUGAAAGGCUAUAAUGACAGUCCUGAUGUCAUUAUAGAGGCUCAGUUUGAUGACAGCGACUCAGAAGAUGGACAUGGCAACACACAGAAUGUUCUGGUUGAUGGUGUUCAGAAACUCUCAGUUUGUGUUCAUGACAAAGGAAAAGAAGAUGCCGAUGCCCCCGUCACAAAAGAUGAGAGCACCUCCAUGUCACAGGACACAAGAGUUUUAUCAGAGAAGUCUCUGCAAAGAUCAGCAAAGGUGGUUUACAUCUUGGACAAAAAACAUUCCCGAGCAGCAACGGGCUUUCUCAAACUCUUGGCUGAUAAGAACAGUGAACUGUUUAGGAAAUAUGCCCUGUUUUCUCCCUCGGACCACCGAGUGCCUAGAAUUUAUGUGCCUCUCAAGGAUUGUCCCCAGGACUUUGUGACCCGGCCUAAAGAUUAUGCCAACACACUGUUCAUCUGCCGCAUCGUGGACUGGAAGGAGGACAGCAAUUUUGCCCUGGGGCAUCUGGCUAAGAGUCUUGGGCAGGCUGGUGAAAUUGAGCCUGAAACAGAAGGAAUACUAACAGAGUAUGGUGUGGAUUUCUCUGAUUUUUCUUCAGAAGUUCUAGACUGUCUCCCUCAAGGUCUGCCCUGGACAAUCCCACCAGAGGAAUUCGGCAAGAGAAGAGAUUUAAGGAAAGACUGUAUCUUCACCAUUGACCCAUCUACUGCCCGCGACCUCGAUGAUGCCCUCUCCUGCAAGCCGCUUGCCGACGGCAACUUCGAGGUGGGGGUUCACAUUGCUGACGUCAGUUACUUUGUUCCUGAGGGAUCCCCUCUGGAUAAAGUAGCUGCUGAGAGAGCCACGAGUGUCUACUUGGUUCAGAAGGUUGUCCCCAUGCUUCCCAGGCUGCUGUGUGAAGAGCUGUGCAGCCUCCAUCCCAUGACAGACAAGCUGACCUUCUCUGUGAUCUGGACACUCACCCCAGAGGGCAAGAUCCUUGGUGAAUGGUUUGGUCGGACCAUCAUUCGCUCCUGCACCAAGCUGAGCUACGAGCACGCACAGAGCAUGAUUGAAAGCCCGACUAAGAAAAUCCCUGAGAAGGAGCUGCCCCCCAUCUCCCCGGAGCACACCAGCGAGGAGGUACACCAGGCCGUCUUGAAUCUCCACGGAAUUGCAAAGGAGUUACGCAAACAGCGGUUUGUGGACGGCGCGCUGCGUUUGGAUCAACUAAAACUUGCUUUCACUCUGGAUCACGAGACUGGAUUGCCUCAAGGAUGUCACAUCUACGAGUACCGUGACAGCAACAAGCUCGUGGAGGAGUUCAUGCUCUUGGCCAACAUGGCAGUGGCCCACAAGACCUACCGCGCCUUCCCUGAGCGCGCCCUGCUGCGCCGGCACCCCCCGCCCCAGACCAAGAUGCUCAAUGACCUCAUGGAAUUCUGUGACCAGAUGGGGCUGCCCAUGGACUUCAGCUCUGCCGGAGCCCUCAACAAAAGUCUGACCAAAACAUUUGGAGAUGACAAGUACUCACUGGCCCGGAAGGAGGUGCUCACCAACAUGUGCUCCCGGCCCAUGCAGAUGGCACUGUACUUCUGCUCGGGGACGCUGCGGGACCAGGCACAGUUCCGGCACUAUGCCCUCAACGUACCACUCUACACCCACUUCACCUCCCCCAUCCGCCGCUUUGCUGACGUCCUGGUGCACCGCCUCCUGGCCGCCACUCUUGGCUACAGGGAGCUGCCGGACCUGGAACCCGACGCCCUGCAAAAGCAGGCCGACCACUGCAAUGACCGCCGCAUGGCAUCCAAGCGCGUACAGGAGCUCAGCACCGGCCUCUUCUUUGCCAUCCUCGUGAAGGAAAGUGGCCCCCUGGAGUCAGAAGCCAUGGUGCUAGGCGUCCUGAACCAAGCCUUCGACGUGCUGGUGCUGCGCUACGGGGUGCAGAAGCGUGUCUACUGUAAUGCGCUGCCCCUGCGGUCCCACCACUUCCAAAGGGUGGGCAAGAAGCCGGAGCUCACGCUUGUCUGGGAGCCUGAGGACCUAGAGCAGGAGCCGGUGCAGCAGGUCGUCACCAUCUUCAGCCUGGUGGAAGUGGUACUGCGGGCGGAGACCUCGGCCCUCAAGUACAGUGCCAUCCUGAAGCGGCCGGGCCCCGAGGGCCUCCCGGGCCCGCGGGACGAGGAGGAAGCGUGA